This is a messenger RNA of Sapajus apella (tufted capuchin), 1143 nucleotides long. RefSeq names its product proteasome 20S subunit beta 2 (gene PSMB2). Gene Ontology annotation, cellular component: proteasome core complex; cytosol; proteasome core complex, beta-subunit complex. NCBI's taxonomy places the organism in Eukaryota, Metazoa, Chordata, Mammalia, Primates, Cebidae. The record is from RefSeq and is a predicted model, not a curated record. Gene Ontology annotation, biological process: proteasomal protein catabolic process. The transcript has 6 exons. Gene Ontology annotation, molecular function: peptidase activity. Bases 219 to 1010 code for a protein of 263 amino acids.
GAUUUACGGAGUAACGUAGGGAAACGGCUGCCUGGGUACCUAAGCCUUUUUGACACCAACGCGUGCUCCGCACCUUACAUACACUGCGUGAUUUUAUCCUAAAGCGAGUUUAAAAGUCCCAGUCUGUAGACAGAGAAAUUGGGCGUCACAUAAGGUAAGUGACCUGCACAGCGGGCAUCGAAGGAGACUCGGACAACACGAGACAAGGACAGGACGUAAUGCACCCGGCGCCGCGCCCACUUUCCAACCUCUCGCGACAGUUGUACGUCAUCCGAGAGCGCCGUGGAAGUCGUGCGGCCGGCGUUGCGCCAAGCUUCGCUUGUAGGUGCUGUCUCACGGGUGAGACCGGGAAGUCGGCAAGGCUCGCGCUCUGUCAGACCUGGAGCCCCUGGCCUCCAGCCACCAUGGAGUACCUCAUCGGUAUCCAAGGCCCCGACUAUGUUCUUGUCGCCUCCGAUCGGGUGGCCGCCAGCAAUAUUGUCCAGAUGAAGGACGAUCAUGACAAGAUGUUUAAGAUGAGUGAAAAAAUAUUACUCCUGUGUGUUGGAGAGGCUGGAGACACUGUACAGUUUGCAGAAUAUAUUCAGAAAAACGUGCAACUUUAUAAGAUGCGAAAUGGAUAUGAAUUGUCUCCCACCGCAGCAGCUAACUUCACACGCCGAAACCUGGCUGACUGUCUUCGGAGUCGGACUCCAUAUCAUGUGAACCUCCUCCUGGCUGGCUAUGAUGAGCAUGAAGGGCCAGCGCUCUACUACAUGGACUACCUGGCAGCCUUGGCCAAGGCCCCUUUUGCAGCCCAUGGCUAUGGUGCCUUCCUGACUCUCAGUAUCCUGGACCGAUACUAUACACCGACUAUCUCACGUGAGAGGGCAGUAGAGCUUCUUAGGAAAUGUCUGGAGGAGCUCCAAAAACGCUUCAUCCUGAAUCUGCCAACCUUCAGUGUUCGAAUCAUUGACAAAAAUGGCAUCCAUGACCUGGACAACAUUUCCUUCCCCAAACAGGGCUCCUAACAUCAUGCCCACCCUUCCUCCCACUUGCCAAGGAACUUUUUUUUGCUGGCCUGCUUUAUUUUUUUCUACUCUUUUCAGGUACAUUCUUGAUAAAUGGUUAAUUCAGAAUAAAGGUGACUGUGGAUAUAAUUGA